AUGAAGUUAAAAAAACAAGGAAAGAUAGUAAGUAUGGACCCAAAGCCAAACUCCCUCACCCCAUCGAAAGGGACCGAUCCCACUCUAGACACAUUAGACUGGACAGAAUUAGACAGAAGGGAAAUCAACAAAGGAUCUGAACCAAAUCAUAAGACUAAACCUCUAUAUAAUAUUUCUGAGGAGGAUAAAGAUAAGUCUAAGACCCCCCAAAGACAGGAAAGCAUCGAUCCUACCCUCAAGGAAGAUGUUAGUAUCAAGAAGCAAUAUCAUAAGCCUAACAGCCAGCUAAAAGCUAGCAAUCCGAAAAAUUAUUUCAAGACUAAGAUGCAGAAAUUAGUUACCAACCAUAGGAAGGAGAUAUUUCCGGCAAAAAGCCCUAACAGACUGCUUUUAAGUAAAUUCAAUAAACCCCCAAUAGAACCAGAAAUUACAGAUAGUGAAACUAAGGGAUCUAAACCAGGCAGGUCCCAUGCGAGUUCUAUUAUGGGCUGGAAAGAUAAAAUUACGAUUAGCACCUCAAAACACAAGUAA
This is a messenger RNA of Plasmodium inui San Antonio 1, 531 nucleotides long. RefSeq lists its product as hypothetical. NCBI's taxonomy places the organism in Eukaryota, Apicomplexa, Aconoidasida, Haemosporida, Plasmodiidae. Bases 1 to 531 code for a protein of 176 amino acids. The record is from RefSeq and is a predicted model, not a curated record. The transcript is spliced from 4 exons.